AUGGUUAGGGUAAUAAAGUCCCCUUUCACGGGGAACAAAAGGUCGAGUAUAUUGUUGAAUGCAGUCCUGCUGAUAUGUGCGAGUAGUUUUAACUUAUUAUGGCCUCUGGAUAUUGUAUAUUCCAUAAGGUUUUGUGGCUUAUUGUCUUCUAGUAAGGGAAGAAGUAUACCAAAGAAUUAUAAUCUAGGUACAUAUUUCUUUGUAAACAAUUCUAUUGGAUCAUUUACUUGUUAUUCCAGGGUAGAUUAUCCCUUGACAAAUCGCAGAAUCUUACAACUAAGAUCGAAUGUGUCUAAUUCUUCAGAGACAAGUCCUACACCUACUAUAGAAAGCAGCAGUGGAGUAUACAGUUCUGAUGAUAUAGUCAUACUGGAAGGUUUAAAUGCUGUUAGGAAACGUCCAGGAAUGUAUAUAGGUAACACUGGAGAAGGAGGUAUUCACCAGCUACUAUAUGAAGUUUUAGAUAACUCUGUUGAUGAGUAUCUUGCUGGAGUUUGUAACAGAAUAAAUGUAACCUUAAAGUCAAAUGGCUUCGUGGAAAUUAGUGAUAACGGUAGGGGAAUACCUUGUGAUAUAUCAGAAAAAACAAAAAAGUCAGGACUUGAAACUGUACUUACUGUGUUACACUCUGGAGGCAAAUUCACGGAUAUAUCAUUCAAAGAUGAUGAAACUCGAAGUGCGAGAUCUUUAGAAAAACACAACGCUAAAAUAGAAAGUGAGAAUAGUAAGGGAAAAAUGCCUACAACUCCCUAUGAGUACUCUUCUGGGCUUCAUGGUGUUGGUCUUUCUGUAGUUAAUGCAUUGAGUGAAAUUUUAUCUGUUGAAGUAUACAAAGGUGAUAAGAAAUAUCAUAUGGAGUUAUCCAAAGGUAAAAUAACGUCCCCAUUAACAUCGACCGACUCUAUAAGAAGAUUUGGUACAGUAGUAAAAUUUAUUCCGGAUUAUGCUGAUGUCUUCAAGACGCAUCACCAACACGUAAAAGAUUCUGAAUGUAUAGGAUGUAACAACGCAUUUAACCUAGAUUCUAUUAAAGAAAGAGUCAGGGAGUUAUCGUAUUUGAAUCCUGGGUUAUUUAUCAAAAUUAGGGAUGAAAGGAUACUAAAGGAAAAUAACGAAGUAUUUGACGAGGUAUAUCACAACGCUGGCGGAAUAAGAUCCUUCUUACAGGAAGCUACAAAGGAUAAUACACCACUAUACAAACCCAUUAACAUUAUAACAAUAAAAGGAAAAAGUCAUGGUUUGGAACUGGAAGUAUCAUUCAGUUGGUCAAUGGAAUCUUUUCCGGCUAGAAUAAAAGGUUACGCAAACAAUGUUAGCACAACAGGUGGUACACAUAUAGAUGGGUUUAAGACUGCAAUCACUAGAUCUGUAAAUUUAUGUCUUAAGAAUAAUGGACAUUUUAAGGGAAAUGUGAUUCCAUUGAGCGGUGAAUUCAUACGUGAGGGAUUAACUGCUAUAAUAUCUGUGAAACUAUCUGGCGCAGAAUUUGAUGGACAGACAAAAACAAAGCUUGGAAAUUCUCUUGCAAAAACCGUAGUUGAGAGAAUUGUCACAUCACAGCUAACAGAAAUAUUGGAUCGCCAUCCACAAUUUCUUCUUCUCAUCCACAAUAAAUCACAGACUGCCAAGAAGGCGUUUGAUGCGGCAAAAAUGGCAAAGGAGAUGGUACGUCAAAAGACAGCAAAUGUUAUAACAAGUGGGUCAUUAGCAAAACUCUAUGACUGUACGUCAAAUGAUAUAGAAUGCAAUGAAAUUUUCAUAGUAGAAGGUGAAAGCGCUGCUGGAAAUGCUAAACAAGCAAGAAAACGCCAGUUUCAAGCUGUAUUACCCCUAAAAGGAAAAAUUCUAAACAUUGAAAGAAUAUCUGAUAACCUCAAAGUUCUGGAAAAUGAUGAAAUUAAACUUUUAAUGACAUCGUUGGGACUAUCAAUAGAUCCAACUACAUGGAGGCAUGAUUCAGAAAGUCCAGACAGUGAAAUUCCCGAAGCUAUUUUACCAGAUAAAACACUUGGUUUACGCUACGGGAAAAUUAUACUUUUAACAGAUGCUGAUGUUGACGGUGCGCAUCUUAGAGCCUUACUUUUGGGUCUUCUAUUUAGACUAUGUCCAAAAUUAUAUGAAGAUGGAAGAAUUUAUAUAGCAUGCCCGCCACUAUACAGAAUAACUGAUGUGAGAAAGAACUCCUUAGAAUCUAAGUUUACCUAUGUAUGGAGUGAAAAAAAAAUGCAGAAAUUCGUUAAAAAGGCUAACAUUUCAGCCGAAACAUCUAAACGAUACACAAUACAACGCUUCAAGGGAUUAGGUGAAAUGAUGCCUCAGCAAUUAUGGGAAACUACCAUGGAUCCGGAGAGGAGGUUACUAAGCAAUAUUUCAGUAAGUGAUGCUAAGCAGGCAUCUGAUCUCUUGGGUUUACUUUUCGGGCGUGAUAUACAAUCCAGACGUGAAUAUAUAUUCAAAAAUACAGAUUCUUUCCAAAUAGGUGAUUUGGAUAUUUAA
Theileria equi strain WA is the source of this 2496-nucleotide messenger RNA. RefSeq names its product DNA gyrase subunit B, putative. Gene Ontology annotation, molecular function: DNA topoisomerase type II (double strand cut, ATP-hydrolyzing) activity; DNA binding; ATP binding. Bases 1 to 2496 code for a protein of 831 amino acids. NCBI's taxonomy places the organism in Eukaryota, Apicomplexa, Aconoidasida, Piroplasmida, Theileriidae. The record is from RefSeq and is a predicted model, not a curated record. Gene Ontology annotation, biological process: DNA topological change. The transcript has a single exon.